Messenger RNA from Aspergillus ochraceoroseus IBT 24754, 1055 nucleotides. RefSeq names its product DNA-directed RNA polymerase II core subunit RPB11. NCBI's taxonomy places the organism in Eukaryota, Fungi, Ascomycota, Eurotiomycetes, Eurotiales, Aspergillaceae. The record is from RefSeq and is a predicted model, not a curated record. Gene Ontology annotation, molecular function: protein dimerization activity; DNA binding. The transcript is spliced from 4 exons. The coding region runs from base 429 to 818 and encodes 129 amino acids. Gene Ontology annotation, biological process: transcription by RNA polymerase II. Gene Ontology annotation, cellular component: RNA polymerase II, core complex.
UGUCUUUCACUCUAUCUUUCUAUCUUCAUUAUUGGGGUGGGUGUGUUAGCUUUUUUAUCACUUUGUACAGAACCUUUCUGACCCACUGAUUGAACCCAAAUAAGGAGACUUGUGUACCAAUUAUAUCACAGCAUCAUCUACUCUCUCCUCUCGUUGAUCUCUAUUGGGACCAACAGUUAAAUCAUACUCGAUCUGCCCAAGGAGCCUUUGAUUUCUGGGUCUAUUGUCUACCAGCAACUGUUGCCUUGGACUAUUUUACACCAUCGAACCCGGUCCAACGGUGUACGGUGUGAAGGCAUCGCUCGUUUUUGGAUAUCUCCAACCCGUUCUUGAUAUUCAGUUGUCUUGCCCUGCUUGCCCUGCUUGGGCUUCUUGGAUAUCUUACAUAAAAUUGACCCUACCCCGGUGGGCCAAAUCUACAAGUCAAUAUGAACGCUCCAGACAGAUAUGAGUCGUUCGUUCUUGGGAAUGGCGAGAAUAAAGUUGAAAUGGAAAUCGAUACUCGUAUUCCUUCCUCAGCUAUAUUCACUUUCAACAAGGAGGAUCACACGCUGGGAAACCUGAUCCGUUCUCGCCUUCUACAGAGCUCUAACGUUCUCUUCGCUGCCUACAAGGUCCCCCACCCACUCGUUCCCAAGUUUGAACUCCGUGUCCAAACCAAUGGUGACAUCACCCCCAAACAAGCUGUCAUUACUGCCUGCCACGAACUUGUCCGCGAUCUGGGUAUCCUCUCUCGCGAAUUCACCAAGGAAUACGAGCUGCGCAAGAUGGUUGGGGCCACUCAGCAGCAGCAGAACGGCGCUACCGAUGGCAUUUAGCCGGUAUUCAUGUAACAGCCUUCUGUUAGCUGGGUGUAUGGUGCAGGUGACUUUCAUUUAGAUCUACGCAGCUGGUCAUGCGUUUCUUCCGAUCUUGUUCUUGUUCCUUUCCCUAUCCCCUCUUGUAAUCCAAGGAGCUAGACCUCCACGACCAUCAUCAUCUGCAUGUAUGUAUGUCACCAUGACAUGAUUGAGCACCCGGCAUGAUUUUAAUGACAAGAUUCUUGUUCACAUGGG